UGGCAGUGUCAGGUCAGGCGUCAAACUUGCUCUUUUGCAUCGCAAUCGGCUUGUACUCGCACUUGAUACGAUCGCCAUAGUGCGCUCUGAGCUCUUCGAUAGCGAUCGAGCACUUCUGUCCGUUCGGCGUGGCAGCUGUGAGCAAGACAAGGUCGGCCAUUCCGGUCAUGUCACGCUGCAAAUGUCGCCGUCGCGUUCGUUCGUCUGGUCCGAGUCGACUGCAGAUUGGUCACGUAAGCAACGACGAAUUGCCCUGUCCGGCGUGCAUUGGCCGAUGGAUGGGCUCGCUAUUUGGCUCGGACGAUGACGAGGAGUCUUCGGCCAGCGAUGACGAUCCCAUGAUCAGCCAUGACUCGACAUGCCCUGUCGAGCAGACACGACGCCUUUCACAGGCAAAUGCGAUCAGUGGCUUGCAUCACAUCAAAUUAGCUUUGGACAGCACAGAAUCAUCGAUACUCUUCGAUUCCUUGUAUGAGGCUUUCUUUGCCAAUGCUACCUCGAAUCAAGUCAUGCUCUUUGCGUCGCCCUCGUCGCGCUUCGAGCUGCCGACAUGUCUGCAGUCAAUCUUUAAAAGACUACCUUCAUUGCUCCUUCGAGCAGGCAUGGACCUCUCCGACAUCGAGCACUACCUUCCGCCGGCAUCUUCUUUGCCGCGACAUCAGAUCAUCGUCAACCUGUACCGGCCAGGCGAAGGCAUCACUCCUCAUGUCGAUCUGCCACAUCGCUAUGCAGACGGUAUCAUCGGACUCUCACUCGGCGGCGCCUGUGUCAUGGACUUUGCGCACCGCUCGCAGACUCAUUGCGUUCUGCUCGAAGCAGGCGAUCUAUACCUACUGAGAGGCGACGCGCGCUACAACUGGCUGCAUGGCAUCGCAUACCGCGAACAAGACACAUACCUCGACGCAAAUGGCCUUUGCAUCACCGUCAGUCGCGCCUUGAGAAUUAGCGUCACUUUCCGCACGAUGCUCGAGGGCUCAGAUCUCGUCUACACUAGCGCGGCAAGCUAGAUCAGCAUAUAGAGCAUGCAUCAACCACUAUAGCUUCGAUCUGGGAUAGUUCUUGCGCACGCCUUCGACGACCUGAUCUUCUGCUUAUAGGAGCGGGUAUAGACAUCAGAGCCUGUAGCGUAGAUGAAUUGGCGCCUCCGAGCGCGUUGCGUAUCAGAUGAGUCGCAAUGUUCGCGUCCUCGAAAACAUAGCUCGGCCCGGCGCCCCUCUGAGGCGUCUGACGAGGCACAUGAGGCGAGAUGAUGCCCGUAUCAGACAGCCUGACUUUCUUCACGACUGCUGAUUGCGUCUGUGGUC
Molecule: messenger RNA, 1304 nt
Organism: Mixia osmundae IAM 14324
Lineage: Eukaryota; Fungi; Basidiomycota; Mixiomycetes; Mixiales; Mixiaceae
Exons: 2
Coding region: 168-1007 (279 amino acids)
Biological process (GO): DNA damage response; fatty acid metabolic process
Cellular component (GO): mitochondrial matrix
Source: RefSeq, a predicted model, not a curated record